AUGCUGAAAUCUAGGCGUGUGCGUUCGACCACACAUCUUCGUGGCAUCGCCAGCAAGACCGAAGUGCCCGUGGGUGACGCCCAUGGUUUCAGCCACGGUUUCAUUGCAAGCGAGGCAAAACCACGUCACAACGAGUGUUUUUGCACAUAUCCGGCAUGCAGUGCGCAAGAUCAUCUUGAACCCUUCCGGCAGCAGCGCAGGUUUGAGGAGACUUUGCAGGAUGCAGCAGAGGCCUUGACGAAAGACCCGAAGUGCUCCAAUGCGUCCUACUGGAAGGGCAUCGCACUGUUCUACAUGGGAGACUUCGCAGCUGCGAAGGCUGCGUUUGAGGCCUCGCAGCAAACAGCUGUGAAUUCACAGGCUCCCCGGGCCUUGUGGCUCCGCAAGUGCGAUGCAGAGCUUAGCGGUUCCACUUUGCCGCUGAUAGGCGCCGGGCUCCCAGAGACCUUAGCUUGCGAUUUCGCGUCGGGGCCGCCUGAUGCAAUGGCACUGCAGCAAGAACCAGAUUCAGAAGGCAACCACUUUGUUACAUGCAGGGAUGGCACAUCGAUUCGCUGCCGGCUACUUCUCGGCGGACCGGCAGGUGAUGACCGCCUGGAUCCCAAAGCCCGCACGGCCAUCUGCUUGCACGGCAUCGGCGAGGAUUUGAGCUUUUGGGAAGAGGGAGUCUUCCGAACAGAGGAACUUCCGGAGAACUUCUCAGGCUUCGAUGCCUCAAUGCCGUCCACGGAAGGAACCGGGCCUGUAGACCCCAGUGACAAGGUGCGAAGAGCAAAGUUCUCUCGGGCUCUGGCAAGGCGAGUGAAUGUCCUGCUAGUGGAUCAGCGUGGCUUUGGGCGGUCCGACCGGCCAAGGACGCUGGCCCCGCUCCAGGACGAAAACAUCGUACUCCUAACCACCUGGAAAGUGCGAGAUGUUGCUAGCUUCACAGCUGCGGCCAAAGCGGAGCUGAACUGCGCACGCAAGGCUGGGGCUGCAGCGCACAGCAUUUCCCUUUGUGGUGGUAAAGCCCUGGUCCGCAGCGUGUUUCGAGACACUGGCGUUCUUGGGAUGCACAUGCACGCCUUGGGUUCCUUGGCCGCCGAGCUGCGCCUCGAGGCAUGCAGCACCAUCGAGUCGUGCACUGUUGCGGCGCCGCAAGGAAGACUAACAGAACUUGCCUACAUCCAGCAAACCGUGCUCGACAAGGCAGAAAAGCUGCGCAAGAGCAGGGCAUCGUUCUUCAACGAUCUGGCUUCCCCGCCAAAGGCCUUCGUCUGCCACCGGCUCCAUGGUGGUGGCGUGGCAUCCCUGGAGGAGUUUGUGCAAGAAGUGCGUGACAACGAUGGUGCUUGCAUUGCCCUGAGCAUCUCGGUUAGCCCGGAUGGCCAAAAUGCACUGGCUCUAGGGCAGUUUACUGACCUCACUGGGGCGGUGACAUACAUGCAGCAGUUGACGAGCUGGGCGGACAGCAAUGGUGGCGAAGGUGCCUGGCAGGUGGUCUCGGUUCAAAUCCAUGCGCGAAGCGCAGUGCUGAAGACGCUUUCCACACAUACCUCGCUGCCAAAGAAGCUGGAGGUCUGUCAGAUGUAUCCUUUGUCCUUCGAAGACUCUGACGCAACAGAUCGGACGGCAACCAUGGAGGACUUCGUCUCGGAUGUGGAGCAAGUGCGAUUGUAUGCUGGAGCAUCCAAAGCGACGAUUGUUGGCCAUUCCAUGGGGGCGGCGAUUGCACUGCAAUACGCCAUAAGCCAUCCCCAUCGUGUGGAGCGUCUUUGCCUCUCGGCCGCCGCGCCCCGUGUGGGCCCGGCUGCCUACGAAAACUGGAUGAGGAUUGCCAGCACCUACCAAGCCUGGAACCCGAAUGUGAUCCGCAGUACAGUCGCGGUCGUAAAUGUGGCGGACGAAGCCAUUCGGGCACUGGCUGCACCUACGCUUUUGAUCAAUGCCAAAGACGACCAACUAACACCCUUGAUAGGGUCUGAGAUGAUCAAGGCCAACCUACAGACUGCACUUCUGCACGUGCCAGAGUUUGGAGGGCACAGCAAUUUGGCCAAGAACGAUGCCUCCAUGGAGCGCCUAACCCAUUUCAUGAUCUCUGACGAGGCUAUGAUGUUUCUUACUGAUGUGCUCCUGGAGGAGCAGCUUCUGAGCAAAUGGAACCUACCCAACGACAAAGCUUUUGUUCGCUACUACAACUGCGGUCGCGGCCUGGCAGAGAUCGAGCGCCUCGAACGCAGCCUGCGUCUUCUUCGAUGGUCGUCCGGCGAUCAUCAGCAGGAGAAAGCUGCCCUAGGAGCAGACAUGGCGAAGGUGUUGAGAAACUUGGGACUCCCCACUGACACGGACGAAACACCGCGUGAUCGGCUGAUGGCAGAGAUGAUGAGCAUGCUGGGUCGGAUGUCUGCCCCGGCCAGGCAAGCUAUCGACAAUUCUGGAGUGUGGUGGAGGGACGACGGAGCUGCAAUGGGACUUCCCGACAAGCGAAAGUACAGCGUAGAUGCAUGGGGCCGGCGCAGAGGUGGUUGCAAGCAAGGCAACUGCUUCGUCUACCGUUGGGACCUCUCUGUAAUGCCACAGCUGCUGCAGCGUGGGUGGCUGUCAGCUGGGCAGGCUUCCUCGCUUGGCUCCGACUUUUUUGCAUGCUGGUGGUGCGGGGGCCCGCCUGCGGCCCACGAGGAUCUUGGGCCAGCCAGCAAGGAGGAGUUGGCGGCGCACUGGCAUCUCCAGGAGCCCGAGAAGGAGGCAGGAGGAGCAGAGCAGUGGAAGCACAUCGGCUAUCCGCUGCAUUACGAGCGCAUCCUGAUCCCUAUUGAGUUCUUCUACACUAGGACUUCCGGGCAUGGAAGCCACGACGCCCCAGCCGCUUUCGGCAGCCUGAGUUUAGAUGACGGUAGCUUCGUUCAGAAAGACUGUCCCUGGAUCGAGCCGCUGAAGGCACUUGGCGCCUCGCGGCCAGAGCGGGACGAUCUGCUAAGCAGUCUUCGCUUGAAGUACGAGGUCGCAGAAAUCUCGCAGUGGGCCCAGAACUGCGACCUGGUGGCUUUGCAGGAAGUGGAUGCGGCACUGCGCUCCACUCUCUGCCCGAACUCCGACAGCAGCGGAUGCUGGGUGGAGAGCGCCUGGCACGUUGAUGGCCGCGGGGUGCGUGUGGAUUCCACUGUGGCGAUGUUUCUCCCGCCCGGUUCGCAGUUCGAGGUGGUUCGAACCGACCACUGCGAGCUGAGGGUUCAACUUGAAAGUGGGCGCUGCGCUGCACGGGAUCAUGUGGCGGCAGUCGUUUCCGGAGGUGGUCAGCAUCUUGUAGUGUGCUCGGUGCAUCUGCACCAACCCGGAUGCAAGAGCAAGGCGACUUACCUGGAGUACCUGGCCCCUUUGAAAGAGAUGUUGAUACGUCUUGCCGAGGGGCCGCUGCCUGUAAACCUCCUUGGGGACUUCAACAUGUCUCCGGCAGAGUUUGCUGCUAUGACGGAGGAGGAUGCUUUCUGGAGCGACUUCGUGGCCGUGGCUCCGGUCGACGGUGCAAAGACGGCAGCUUCAAGCAACCCUUGCGAGAUUGGCGACUUCAUGCUUCACCGUGCUGCGGCGAGCUUGGCAGGUCCGUGGCAGUGCUACGCCGAGGGUGAUGGCUUCUCCGGAUUUGACCGGUUUGGCCUCGCAGUCAUCGCCGAUGCACACCGCCGACUCCCAUGGCUGCGAGCACAGCGAGCAGUGAAGGGCGCUGCAGAGGGUGUCGGGCGGUCGCUUCGGGAAUUGCAGGAGCUGGUAAUUUAA
This is a messenger RNA of Symbiodinium sp. CCMP2592, 3753 nucleotides long. The record is from the annotation of a GenBank genome assembly. NCBI's taxonomy places the organism in Eukaryota, Dinophyceae, Suessiales, Symbiodiniaceae.